Messenger RNA from Aspergillus aculeatinus CBS 121060, 1328 nucleotides. RefSeq lists its product as uncharacterized. Lineage: Eukaryota; Fungi; Ascomycota; Eurotiomycetes; Eurotiales; Aspergillaceae. Bases 303 to 956 code for a protein of 217 amino acids. The record is from RefSeq and is a predicted model, not a curated record. The transcript has 4 exons.
CCCGUGUUCUGCGAGCCGGGUUGCCCGCAAUACCCGCAUGGACGUGUCUGCCCCGUUGUGGGGCCAUGCGCGAUAUUCUCGCCGAAUCUAGACGCUCGAGAAGUUUCCGGACUGCGCCAAAAUCGCAAACUAACUAACUUAAGUUAUCCCUGAUGACGCAAGGGACAAGCUUUUCUUAUUACAGUUUCUAUAUAUGAUCGCUCGAGUUCGGAUUGAAAGGCUACCUAUUCUAUGCGUGACAUCUCUCUUUGGAAGAACGAUCGCAACCUCUCACUGCAUUGUCCUACACAUGCUCAAUUUGCAUGGAGACAAGCAUGGAUUCCGCAGUCGCGACAUCGGUAGCACAUGGUGCCCUUCUGAGUCCCGUGAGUCAGGUAUCUGCUAUCAGCAGAAGUCUCGCGAGCACACCCUCUGACACACAUUCGCAAACAUCAUGCUCGUCAGAGAUGGUGUCAAAACCGCCACGUGUAAGCUCGGAGUGUGUUCAAAGCAAAGGAACUGCUGGAAACCUUGGCGAUGUGCCGAGCUGCACAGCAUGCACCCGCCUAUCUUCGGAGCAGCGAAGCGCAAAGACUAGUCGAAAAACAGCUCCAACUACUACGUCACAACCGCGCAGCCUGUCAACCCUUACAUCGCGCGAACUCGAGAAGAGCUUCCGGGCGUUAUCCUGUCACCACCGAAAACUACAACAGAAACAUGUCGAUUUAAUGAAGGCCCACCAAGAGAAAGACGGAGAAAUCACACGCCUGAAUGCUAAGAUCUGUGCAUUGGAAAGUGAACUCUACCUGAUGCGACUUGCGUACAGCGAUGACUUUGCCUUCGAUCCCCUCCAGACCUCGCUGAACCAGUAUGAUAUUCGGCCGACGAGGGAUCCCACUCCCGGUAGGGAGGCAGCCUCUUCCGAUGUCGGGAUGAGUACUCCGGAGCCAUGUCGAACCGCUGGACCUCUAACGUAACGCUUUGAUUGUGCGUUUGCGCGUUAUGCGCAGAUUUUUGGGGCGUGCGUAGCUCCAGCUUACCUCCAACAUGCGAGGGUUGAUGUUUUCUGAUGUUUUCUGCCAAGAGGCUGUGUGCCGCGGAGGCUGUCGGUGCCUCGGCUAUCGAGUCGGAGAGAAAGAGAAUUCUACCGAGACAUCCCGACCCAAGUCCGAGCAUAUCCCGAACAACCUCACACAGCAAGAAAGAUAAGGUCCAAGUUCGGCCUGGUGAUGGACCCCUGCGCUGCCUUGGAAAGGUGGUGGGGUUCUCAAAUGGCUCUGUGUUAAGCUUGAAACUCACGAGUCCACAGCGCUCAUGGAUCGGGUCGCUCACAACCAUACAACAAGGUU